This is a messenger RNA of Phalaenopsis equestris, 754 nucleotides long. Its product is annotated as isoleucine--tRNA ligase, cytoplasmic-like. Gene Ontology annotation, molecular function: isoleucine-tRNA ligase activity; aminoacyl-tRNA deacylase activity; ATP binding. The annotation marks the transcript as partial. The transcript has 3 exons. The record is from RefSeq and is a predicted model, not a curated record. Lineage: Eukaryota; Viridiplantae; Streptophyta; Magnoliopsida; Asparagales; Orchidaceae. Gene Ontology annotation, biological process: isoleucyl-tRNA aminoacylation.
UAAGCAGGAAGAGCAGAUCAUCCUCUUUUGGGACACUAUCCAGGCCUUCAAGACGCAGCUGGAGCGCACGGCGCAUCUCCCGGAAUACGUCUUCUAUGACGGCCCUCCUUUUGCCACUGGACUACCCCACUAUGGCCACAUUCUGGCUGGCACCAUCAAGGACGUUGUCACCCGUUACCAGUCCAUGAAAGGCCACCAUGUCACGCGCCGAUUCGGCUGGGACUGCCAUGGGCUCCCCGUCGAGUAUGAGAUCGACAAAAAGCUCGGUAUUAAGAGCCGCGACGACGUGCUGACCAUGGGGAUCGAUCGCUACAAUGAGGAGUGCCGCAGCAUCGUCACCACGUAUGUCAAGGAAUGGGAGGAGGUCGUCACAAGGACUGGAAGAUGGAUUGAUUUCAAGAAAGAUUACAAGACGAUGGACCCACAAUUCAUGGAGGUUAUUUGGUGGGUCUUUGCGCAGCUGUAUGACAAGGGUCUCAUCUAUCGUGGUUUCAAGGUCAUGCCUUACAGUACGGGUUGCAAGACACCUCUUUCGAAUUUUGAAACCGGGCUGAAUUAUAAGAAUGUGGCAGAUCCCGCAAUUAUGGUGUCAUUUCCCAUCAUAGGUGAUCCAGACAACACUGCUCUAGUGGCAUGGACGACGACACCGUGGACGCUUCCAAGCAACCUUGCUCUAUGUGUCAAUGCCAAUCUCGUGUAUGUUAAGGUAAGGUAUAUAUGUGAUUCAACAAACAAGUUUAAUUUGAAGGGAUGG